Molecule: messenger RNA, 888 nt
Organism: Alnus glutinosa
Lineage: Eukaryota; Viridiplantae; Streptophyta; Magnoliopsida; Fagales; Betulaceae
Product: cell number regulator 7-like
Exons: 3
Coding region: 157-705 (182 amino acids)
Source: RefSeq, a predicted model, not a curated record
UCCAAGCAAGAAAGUCGAAGCCGGCCUGUUAAUCGAAUAUACGACAAUUUAUUAUUAUUUUACCAGACGAUUUCCUUAAAGACAUCAAACCAGAGAUAUAUAAAUGGAGGGGAAGUAGUAAUGCAGUACUAGUCUCUCAUAAGGCAUUGAGGAAAUAUGAACAUUGAUCAUCGUCCCCGGCAGCCCAAGUGGUCCACCGACCUUUGUCAAUGUGGAGAGGACCCGAGUACAUGUGAGUGCUCUCUCUCAGUGACACAAACACAAAUUAAUACUCCUUUUAAGAACUGUGAAAAUUUAGCCAUUGACGUUCAUCGAAGCUGUGGUGCAGGUUUAAUAACAUGCUGUCUUCCGUGCAUCACCUUUGGCCGGAUUGCUGAGGUUUUGGAUGAAGGUCAAAGCUGUAAGUUUGAGCACACCAUUAGACUGCAUGUCCAGAAUGCUUGCGUCGCAGAAGGCUGCGUUUAUGGGCUUUUGAUGCUCAUCCAAUGCCACUGGAUUCUCUCGUGCGUCUAUAGAGAGAAAUUAAGAUCAAAAUUCGGAUUACCAGAGGAUCCUUGUAGCGAUUGCUGUGUACACUGCUGCUGUGAACCAUGUGCUCUUUGUCAAGAGCAUGCGGAGCUAAAACAUAGAGGCUUGAACCCCUCUAAAGGUUGGAUUGGCCCACCAACUGCUCCUCCACAGUUACCUCCGUCGAUGUACAGAUGAAGUACUCCUCUUUUCUUUUGAUAGAAGAUUAUGAUCAUCUGAUCCGCGCGCGCGUCUGGUUGCAAGUUUCUAAUUAUGGUUUGAUUGUGUCAAUGCUACUUCAAUUCUAGUUGAAACAUAAUAAGAGAAGGAUGAUAAGUCCAAAAAUAUAAGAUCAAGGUUGAUUCGAUGGAUUUACUUCAA